Stylonychia lemnae is the source of this 1107-nucleotide messenger RNA. Lineage: Eukaryota; Ciliophora; Spirotrichea; Sporadotrichida; Oxytrichidae. The record is from the annotation of a GenBank genome assembly.
AUGAUUAGAAAUCUCUAAUAGUUUGAUUUUUAUCUGAUCCGUUGUGAUGAACAUCCAGAUAAAAAAGCUCAUAUGUUCUGCAAAGAGUAAAAUAAAAUGGUUUGCAGUAGAUGUCUAUAGAGUAAUCCUCAUUUGCAUUUUAUUAAAGAUCACACGCAGCAUUUUUCCUUUGAAAGAAAAUAUUUGGACGAAUCAUUUUAGAAAAUGCUCCCAAUUUUGAAAGAAGAAAUGAACUAAAUCUAAAUCCUAAUGGAUAACAUUCAUCAAUUUAUAAACAAGGAAAGAAACUUUAGGGUCUUAGAACUAAAAAUGAUGAUUGAAAAGAAUUUCAAAAUUCUAAGUUAAAGCUAUAAAAAAAUUAUUUUAAAGAAAAAUGAAAUUGAAGAAGAAAAGUAGCAACCUGUAGUCUUUGAUUAAAUAAAACCUUCAUAAUCAUAGCCUUUAAUCAAUAAAACAUAGGAAUAAUAUACACCAGGAAUAAUGAUUUAAUCAAUAAUUAGUGCACCGAAAAUAAGUUAAGAACAAGAUAAUGCUAAAUAAAAUGAAUUCAGAAGAUUGGUUGACUAAUGUUUGGAAUUACAAAAAGUACAAAAAGGGCAAAGAUCACAACCAUAAAAAUUAUUUUAAAUAAAAGGAAAAAGUAAAUUGAUUUUCAGAGCUACAAGAGAUGGAUUUAAAGCUCUUAAUUUCCAUCAGAGUUGUGAUAAUAUGGGUCCAACAAUAUCUUUUAUUAUGAGUGAACAUGGGUAAGUAUUCGGUGGAUACACAUCUGUUUCUUGGACAAAUCCUGAUAAUAAGAAAGGUGUUUGGUUAAAAGACAGUGAAGCUUUUCUAUUUUCUUUAAGUAAAAAUACUAUUCAUCAAUAAUACAAAUUCCCUGAUUAAGCAUUAAGACAUCACAAAGACGUUUUAAUUGCUUUUGGUCGAGGAAACGAUAUACGAAUUAAUGAUGAUUGUAACAAUAAUAGAGACAGUCUUUGCAAUUUAGGGGGUACUUUUAAUCCUCAAUUAGAUUAUAAAUGGUAAGACUAAUAAGCAUAAGAACAUUUGGCCGGAAGUUAUUAAUUCAAAGUUAUUGAAAUAGAGGUUUACUCUAUCUAGCAGUGA